Messenger RNA from Stylophora pistillata, 1551 nucleotides. Its product is annotated as QRFP-like peptide receptor. NCBI's taxonomy places the organism in Eukaryota, Metazoa, Cnidaria, Anthozoa, Scleractinia, Pocilloporidae. Gene Ontology annotation, cellular component: plasma membrane. Gene Ontology annotation, molecular function: G protein-coupled receptor activity. Gene Ontology annotation, biological process: G protein-coupled receptor signaling pathway. The record is from RefSeq and is a predicted model, not a curated record.
CCAGGAAAGCCUACUCCAAGAUGGAAGAGACUGGAAAGAUCAUCAUUUCGGUUAUCUACUUAGCACUGUUUAUCGCUGCUGUACUCGGCAAUGUGUUCGUGGUCUGUUUGGUGCUGAAAAAACCUGCAAUGAAGAGUCCUACAAAUCUUCUCCUGGUAAAUAUGGCGGCAGCUGACCUUCUCUUUGCUGUAUUCAUGUUCCCGCUGGCCGUCAUCCGAUAUCAUGUAAGGGCUCUUUGGAUUGGAGGUCCUUUUGGUGACUUCACAUGUCACGUUAUGUUCUUUAUGUCCCACUUGCCAAUUGCUGGUUCCACGACAACCCUAACCUUCAUAGCGUUUGAGAGGUUCUUUGCAAUCGUGUACCCUUACAGGACGAUCAGAAUCUUUCAAAAAGUCUGGGCUAUCACAAUCUCUAUUUGGCUGAGUUCGGCAAUUCUUAUGAGUCCCGUUGGAAUAUCUGCAGUUACCACUGAAAUAAAUGGAAAAAUGCAGUGUGAUCGUGACUGGUCGAUUUUUGGAGAUCCCAUGAUGGUGAAACGGAUGUUUUACAACACCACAUUUGUCGCCAUGUACGCAGAUCCAUUACUUGUCAUUGCCGUCCUGUAUACUGCAAUAUGUCGCAAACUUUGGAAGCACAAUGCACCUGGACAACGUGGACCAUUGCAUGCACGACAAAACAACACGCUUCACAAACGUCAAAUUGUCACGAUGCUAAUCAGUAUUGUAAUCGUGUUUGCACUUUGUUGGCUUCCCACACAUGUCCAGCACAUCCUUUUAUCACACUUUCCGACUGUCCAUGCGCGCUUUCCUCUAUUUGUAAUGGUGUCUAUGAAUCUCAUGGGUCAUAUAAAUCCUGCCAUAAACCCCUUAAUCUUGGUGGUACUCAGUAAUCGAUUCCGCCGCGAGUUUUUCAAGUUGUUACCUCGUAAAAGAACAGCUCGUAAUAGAACAGCACCUUUAGAAGAGUCCCCAAAUGUUUCCGAAGAUAUGAGAGUUCAAGAAAAUGGAAUCAAUAGCGCUGCUGGAUUAUGUACAGAAAGAUUGGGUCCUGGAAUGGGUUGUUAAAAAUCAGACGAGUGGUAAUCCUGAGUUCAAUGGAUACAAACGAAAACCAGUUGCUGCCAUAGAUAUUAGCUGUGGACUUGUCUUUAUUUGGCUUGACGCAUCUUGGGAUAAGAAUAUAUUAUAACAGUCACGGUAACGUGGCAAGGGAUUGACACCAUUUAGAAAUGUGUGCCUUAACUAGGGCACAUGGAAACACAAUCGCAUAAACUGAAAUGUCAUCUGGAAGCUUUUGAGGGAUUAAACAAACACCCAAAUCUAUGAAAUGUUUUUUUAAAAUACGAGUAGACGUGAUUGACAGAGAAAUAGCCAGAGUCACUGUUUUACUUUUAAAAAGUUCUUGAAUUAUCGCGGUGACUUUGGAAACGUUUCCACAAGCAUUACCCCCAUAAACCGCAUUGUCGGCCAUUUCCAGAUGUGUAAAGGGGAUAAGUUUCUAAAGAAACUAUGGUGCUGGGUAGGUGGGAGUAACAGUAAUUUUGACUUUAUC